Durio zibethinus is the source of this 252-nucleotide messenger RNA. NCBI's taxonomy places the organism in Eukaryota, Viridiplantae, Streptophyta, Magnoliopsida, Malvales, Malvaceae. The record is from RefSeq and is a predicted model, not a curated record.
UGUCGGGAGGGAAGCGGAUGGGGGCCGGCGAUGCGCCCCGGUCGGAUGUGGAACGGCGAGAGCCGGUCCGCCGAUCGGCUCGGGGCGUGGACCGACGCGGGUCGCGGCGGCGGCCCAAGCCCGGGCUUUCGAUGUGCCCGCGGAGACGUCGUCGCCGCGAUCGUGGAACGCAGCACGCGCCGUCUUGGCGUGCCCUCGGCACCAGCGUGCUCCAGGCGUCGGCCCGCGGGCUCCCCAUCCGGCUCGUCUUGA